Messenger RNA from Gongylonema pulchrum, 1263 nucleotides. The record is from the annotation of a GenBank genome assembly. Lineage: Eukaryota; Metazoa; Nematoda; Chromadorea; Rhabditida; Gongylonematidae.
UUGAAUCGAUGUUUUUCAGAAUCAAGUGUUCGGCGAAGCACGUCGAAGCCAACAGAUUUGGCAAAGCGAACUUAUCCAGUGAGAGAGCCAGAACCAUUCAAGGAGCGCCAGAGCCCUCCCAAAUUCACGUUCCAUCUUCGUCCGCGCCUUAUUCAAAAGAACCAUCCGUGUAAAUUGAUUUGCAAUGUGCAAGGAAAUCCACUGCCAAAGGUCGAAUGGUUCAAGGACGGUUCACCAAUCAACAUGGAUAGGGCGCACUUAACUUACCGAAGCGGGGUCUGUACAUUGGAGCUGUUCAAUUCUCGUAUAGAUGAUGCGGGUAAUUAUCGUUGUGAGGCAACAAACGAUUUAGGAAAAGAUUACACCGAGUGUAUCGUCACUGUACAGGGUAGAGGUGGCGAAGCAAUACCGGUGGUGCCACAUCGUACAAGACGGGUUUAUGAUUCACUAAAAAUGGGCGACAUUGAGCGCUCUCAGUCCAGUGCAGAUGUGAGCCCAAAGCGUAGUGUUACGCAACUGUCCACAGCAAAAUCUCGUGACGACUCGACUGCAAAACGUGCUGAGAAGCCGCCGAAUUUCAUUUCCAAACUGUCCAACAACACUGUCUUUGAGGAUGAACAAGCCAAAUUCUCCUGCGAGGUGGAAGGCGAUCCUGAACCACUAAUCGAAUGGCUUCAUAACGGCGAACGCGUGACGGAAGACGCCCGUUUAAGAAUCUCAUCAUUAGCGGGUCGAGCAACAUUAGUAAUCAGCAGUGUUGUAAAAGAAGACGAAGGCGAAUACUGCUGUCGUGCGAGCAACUCAGCCGGCUCCGAAACGAGCAGGGCAGAUCUCGUCGUAAAAAACUGUUGCGGAAAAAAUCAAAAGCUGGCGGUGGCACUAGAAUCAGUGCAUCUGUUUGGUGCUCAUUUCAUCAAAUUCCAAUUAACGUUCGUAACAACACUGCAGGUGGAAGGCGAUCCUGAACCACUAAUCGAAUGGCUUCAUAACGGCGAACGCGUGACGGAAGACGCCCGUUUAAGAAUCUCAUCAUUAGCGGGUCGAGCAACAUUAGUAAUCAGCAGUGUUGUAAAAGAAGACGAAGGCGAAUACUGCUGUCGUGCGAGCAACUCAGCCGGCUCCGAAGCGAGCAGGGCAGAUCUCGUCGUAAAAAAGCGUAUUGUGGAGAAUGGUGAUGUAACAGCUGAUUAUUUGUCAAGUGAAGUGAUAGCGGGUGACGAAUCUACAGAGCAAGUACAGGAGCAGCAGCAGAUGAUUCCGAAU